GAUGGCGUCCGAUGAAAAACGAGAAAAAAGAGGAAAGCAAACUGGACACAGGAUGAAUGUUUGAUUCUAGCCACCUUAGUAAAUGAAAAGAAGCACAUUCUGCGUUCCAAAUUAGGGCCUAACCUUACAUCUAAAAUGAAAAAAGACACUUGGGAGAGGGUGACGGAGCAACUCAACGUGUCGUCAAGCACGCCGAGGACCGUCGAAGAAGUGGAAAAAAAAUGGCAGAAUAUCUUGUCAACAGCCAAAUCUGAGAUUUCCUCUUACAGAAAGGAGGCAACUGCCACAGGCGGGGGACCUCCCUCAAAACCUCUCAGUGCUGUAGCAGAGACAGUACAAAUGGUAAUUGGGGAAACAAAUUCUAUAAUAAGUGGGAUAGAUGGAGGCAUUGACUCUUCAGAGGUUCUACAUCUUUUUACAGAUGAAAAUGUUUGUUCCAUUCAGUUUUUACAAGAAGCAAGUUCCAACAAUCAUCAGCAUGUAUCAUCAGCAUCAACUAGCAUUCUGCCACUAUCCCCUGGUUUGUUAUCACCAACUCCUACAUCGACUUCGCCAUUGCCUGUGGUGACACAAAAGUCACCUUUGUUGCCCCGCACAAUAGCACCAGUAAUGUCAAGAAAGCCAUCUCAAAGCAAGCAAGAUUUGAUUGAGGAGUUGACUGUAAAGAAGCUAAAAUUAGAGAUAGAAUAUUUCAAUUUGAAAGUAAAGGCCCUCCAACGUAAAUUGGAAGAGUGAGGAUUGAAAAUUUUGAAGUGACCUUUUACAAUAAAGGAGGAAUACCGAACCAAAAUGUUAUAUAAUGAAUC
This is a messenger RNA of Saccostrea echinata, 806 nucleotides long. RefSeq lists its product as uncharacterized. Gene Ontology annotation, cellular component: nucleus. The transcript has 3 exons. NCBI's taxonomy places the organism in Eukaryota, Metazoa, Mollusca, Bivalvia, Ostreida, Ostreidae. The coding region runs from base 136 to 735 and encodes 199 amino acids. The record is from RefSeq and is a predicted model, not a curated record.